Rhagoletis zephyria (snowberry fruit fly) is the source of this 7924-nucleotide messenger RNA. RefSeq names its product E3 ubiquitin-protein ligase hyd (gene hyd). Gene Ontology annotation, biological process: positive regulation of canonical Wnt signaling pathway; protein polyubiquitination. Gene Ontology annotation, molecular function: RNA binding; ubiquitin-ubiquitin ligase activity; zinc ion binding. The record is from RefSeq and is a predicted model, not a curated record. NCBI's taxonomy places the organism in Eukaryota, Metazoa, Arthropoda, Insecta, Diptera, Tephritidae. Gene Ontology annotation, cellular component: cytoplasm; nucleus.
UAUGUAUAACAUCUCGUGGUAUAUGCUAAAUAAGCUGGUGUAUAAUAUUUUUUAUUUUAUUUUAAUUAAAGACUUGAAAAAAAAGGACACAUCAAGCUCUCCAAUUUGGAUAUCGGAGGAACUGCAACCAUGGACUAACCAAAAUGGCAUAACUAAAUUCAAAAAGAUAGCAGCAUUGUAUUCUGAAUUCAUUGCACUUUCGGAAAGCGGAGAUCUAUACCAGUGGAAAUGGUCAGAAAUGGAGCCUUACAAAUCCGAGAUGGAAAAUGUGUAUCACCCGAAAACUUCAUCUCUUAAUAUAACGGAAAAAGUACAACAAAUUUCCGCAAAUUUUAUUCGCUGUUCAGUAGUAUCUGAGUCCGGGCGUGUAGCAUCUUGGAUGGACGAUCAUUUGGGAUACUUGGGAGCUAAAUUUGAACAUUCUGCUAUAAUGUUUAAUGAAUUCGCUGUAGAUCCCAUAGCAUCAAUUCAUGUCUGCUCCUUAUAUACUGCAGUAAGAACGGAAAACAACCAUGUUUAUUGGUGGGGUGUUUUACCUUUUGAUCAACGCCGUUAUCUUUGGGACAAAUUCCGUACAAAGGCUAAAAAGCCAUUUAAAUCCGUAACCUCUGAUAUCAGUGUGGGAACACAAGUGGUAAUGAAAAAAUGUCCCAUUUAUCAAGCAGGUUCGAUUGGAUUUACAUGUUCCAAUGGUAUACCAAAGAUAGGUCAGUUGCAGAAUUCAGUUUGGGAUCUAAGUGAUGUUUGCCGAUUUAAAAUAAUCAAUAAUUUAACACAAACUUGUACAGAAAAAUCACAAUUAAGCGCGUGUUUAGUAAGCACUGAAAAAGAAUGUAUAAAAACUUCUUUAUCAUCUAAUGCUGCUAAUACGCAGCCAUCGAGCAGUAAAACAAUAAGUUCUACAAAGGAAACCACGGAUCGCAUUGAUAUGCCACCACCUCCUUCGCCAGCCUCUAGUACAUGUAGUGACACCGGAAGCGUGACUUCACAUAAACGCGUAAAGAGAAUGACAGCCAAAGAUGAUAUUGAAAAUAAAAAAGAUGAAGAACUUUGGCAACUAAGAGAUGUUGUUUUUGUAGAAGACAAAGUGGGGCCUGUUGGAAAAGUCUUAAAAGUCGAUGGAGAUUUUGUAGCGGUUAGAUUUCCAGUUUCUACAAAUACUACCGCCGGUUCUGUUUGCGGCAGCGGCGGUGAAGGUAAAGACGAUGAUUGGCAACAGUGUCGUCUUUUGCGUCGUGAAGAUGUUCAAAUAUACAAAACAAACAUGACAUCUCGCGGCCCGGAUUGGUUGCAAAAGCUUCCGAGAAAAGUUAAUAUUAGUAAUUGUCAUGAUCCAAAUGGGUACCAAUUAUUAGCAAUGGCAGUUGACGUUCGGGGCAUUCAUGUAAUUAAAAAAUCCGCUUGUAAACUUUUCUACAGUUUGUAUAAUCUAUAUAAUAGUAAACAGGAGCAAAGUUGUCAAUUCCCUACAGAUAGCGUUUCGUUUUUAGGGGCCAGCCCUAAUAACAUAAGCAUUAUAUGCAGUAAUGAUAGCAACGACAGCAACAGCAAUAUUAUAGUUUGCGAUGGGAAUCGCACACUUUACCCAAUCGCUAAAGAUUGUUUAGGAUCAAUAAAGGACCCCCAAUGGCUUGAUUUACCACCUGUUAAAAAUGUCUCAAUGGGUAUGAUACCAUUAUCGGCUGCGGGAAAUGUUAAGUCUAAACUAUGUUUGGCUGCAUUGCUUUUUCAAUCUCAAAAGCUUAUGCCUCAUAUUUUGAGGUGCGACGUUAAAAACGCAUUCGCUCUACUUAGCCAUUUGGAAAAAGAAGAACGAAAUGAAAUUGUUGCCAUCGCUGAAGAGCGUUGUGAUGGCGGACGCAAUGUUUUCCACGCGUGCGUAGUCAUGUGUGCACCCACAUCAAACAAAGAACCUGAGGAAAAAAAAUCUUUUUCUGCCCUUGGAAGAUCAACACCUUUAGCUAAUACUAUUUUCUCCAAUUGCACAAAUCUUUCUACACACUUGGAUGUAAACAGCAGUGCACCUACAGCUAGUGCUGGUGCAUCAAGCUCAAAUGUUGCGCGCGAAAGUCGAUCUGUUAGUUUGCGUGAAAUGAUGAAUCGUCUGAUUAAUACAGACCCUGAACCAAAUGGUACAGGGCAUAGUGUCGGAUCUGUUGAUGAGCAAAUGUAUAUUCCGCAAUGGCCAGUGGAGGGAAAUAGUUCAAAUCCUGUUGCAAAUGAUGUUACCAGUGGUGAAGCUGAAGAUGAACUUUCAAAAAGUUUUUCAGCUCCUUCGCACAUCAACGCAUCCACAAGUGUAUCAUCACCAAAUUAUGUUUUUGAACCAAUGCAGCGCCGAGAGCAUGCACUGUUGAUUUUACAACAAAUGUGUUUAUCUGCAACCUUUCGUCCUUAUUUAUAUCAAAUGCUGAGUUCCAAGGAUUCCCAGGGGCGAACACCAUUUAUGAUAUCAGUAUACACACGUGCCUAUGAAGCUGGUAUAAUACUCCUCAAUACAAUUUUAAACUUAUCAGAAAAAGACUCUUUGCUUAAAAAUUCAAUGAUAUUCCCAUCAGGCUCACCUCCUGAUCAGUCUCCUUUGUAUGUUAUGUGCUACAAUGAUACAUGCUCUUUUACAUGGACCGGAGCUGAUCAUAUUAAUCAGAACAUAUAUGAGUGUAAAACUUGUGGCCUAACAGGGUCGUUGUGUUGUUGUACAGAAUGUGCACGUGUUUGUCACAAAGGUCAUGAUUGCAAAUUAAAGCGAACCUCACCUACUGCUUAUUGUGACUGCUGGGAGAAGUGCAAAUGUAAAGCCCUUAUUGCUGGAAACCAAAAUAAACGUUUUGCUCUGUUAUGCAAAUUGGCAUCGUGUACUGAUCUUGUAACAAGGUUCAAUUCAAAGGGAGAAUCCAUUUUGUUAUUUCUAAUACAAACAGUUGGUCGUCAGACAGUAGAACAAAGGCAAUAUCGGGCAAAUUCACGAGUAAGAAACGUGGGAAGCAGUGGAACUAAUAGCAAUUCUCGCAAAUCUUCUUCCAUUGAUAUUGAAGCGGAUAUGCCAGAACAUGAUCUUGAGCCACCAAAGUUUGCGCGAAAAGCCCUUGAACGAUUAUUAAUUGACUGGCCUGCGGUCCGGGCUAUGAUUAUGACUGGUGCUGAAAAAUUUGAAAGUUCAUCCCAUCCACACCCGAAUGCCACAAUAGAUGCUUCAAAUACUGAAGGUUAUAAUAUGUAUCUUCAAAGUCAACAAGGCUCUACACUUUUGGACAAAUUUACACACAAUUUAUUUGUGAAAUGUGGAGGAGACCAUCUGGAAACUCUCUUAAUGACACUAGUUCGCGAAAUGCAUGAUGGUAUUACUCCAGGUCGCAGAGAAGAUGCAGAAUUAGUAACCCGAAGAUUUGUGCGAUCCGUGGUACGUGUUUUUGUAAUUUUUACCUUAGAGAAGAUGCCUAAUCCUGAGCGUAGAAAAUCAAACUUGAGUUCGCACAAACAUAUUCAAAGUUGCGUAAAAGUUUUCCAGUCUCUGUAUAAAAUUUCCAUUGAAGAACUGUGUGAGGUGUCGGAGUCUCUAAUUUCUCCUGUCCGUCUUGGUAUUGUUCGCCCAACCGCACCGUUUACGAUGUCCUCUACAAGUCUUGACAGUUCUGAUGAUUUAUUUAGCGUAGAACCACUUGCUCCAUCGACAACAACGGAAACGUUAACUGACCCAGUAUCAAACCAUGAUGGUAACCUAAAUCCUACCUCUGGAUAUAACAUCCAAUCGAACUUUUCAAUUGAUAAUAUUGAGGUUUUAAGAGAUGCACAAGAAAGUGAAGAAGCUAACACCAGAGAUAACAGUAACCUUGGUCAAGAAGAGGACAUUUUAGAUUCUGCUCGACAUGAUGAGGUUAUUCAGGAUGAUGAAAGCGAUAACGAUUUUCCGUUUAACGAUCCAGAAACAGAAUCCGACUCUGAUGACAACCAAAGUAAUCAAGAUGCGCAACGAAGCGUACAAACUGGCGCUACCGUUGGUUCCGAGACAGAUAUUGGGGUACUUUUUCUCGAAGAUGAAUCUGGUGAUUCGUCUCCUCAGGAAGAGGAAGCUUCUGAAGAUGGUGAAACAGACGAGCAUUCGGAUGAAUUUAAUUUUGCCGAUCAUCAGUUGGAGCGUCGAAAUAUCAGCGCUAAUGUACGCAGUGAUUUAGCCCCACAGUCUAUGCAGUGGGCGAUCAGAAGCAGAGAUACCGCCCGGUCUUCUGUUCGAGUACCAGCUGGUUCAAAUUUAGUUUUUAUUGACCCCAUGGCAUUACGCCGUUCCACUGUGCCAGCAAGUUCCACGGUAACAGUGCCACCCCAAGAGCAGCAUACAAUGGCAACAACUGCUAGCAAUCUGGCUCGUGCAUUUGGAAUAAUAGUUCGGCAAAUAUCAGACCUUCUUAACAACCUCGCAUGCCAACUUACAUCUGAUGUCGAAAAGCCUACUUAUAAAACGCAAAUUGGAGAAGCAAUUCAGCUACAAAUAUACAUUGAAAAUCGGUUAAAAGGCACUUGGGAUUGGAUGUACUCAAUUAUGGAUGGAACAGAACCACAGCUGAAAUUUGGUGCCUAUUUGGCCAAUUUUACGGAUCCCUCGCAUCCGCUUCAUCCUCUCAAUCUAAAUGCCCAAAAUAGUUCUAGCCAAACCAAUUCUUCAUCAGCGGGGAUCAAUAUGAUUGGUUCAUCGACUCGACGAGACUUUUUUACAUAUUGUUUAUCUUUGAUGCGAGCGCAUACCUCGGAACAUCGUGAUGCUUUACCUGUCCUGGAUAUAACAGCAUUUCGUCACAUAGCUUACGUAUUUGAUGGAUUUAUUUACUAUAUGCGUAAUAACACAAGUUUUUAUGAAAAGGUUGACCAAUGUUCAAAUAUCAAUAUUCCAAAUACAAAUGAAAAUGAGGAUAUCGAUGACGAGUUUUCUAACGUAACAAAUGAAGAAAUAUUUGUUGAGAGUAACUCAUCUACUGCCACGGCUGUACCUUUAUCAGCGACAACCCGUCGACAUUCCUUCUUUGUUCGAUCUGAAUCAACUAUAAGCCUUGGUUGUUUGGCCCCGGAGAGCUUCGACUUACCAUUGGAUGUUGCUAUACCUCUAGCAGAUAAGCCACAUCUUCUUCAACCAAAUUCAAAGCGGGAGGAUUUAUUUGCAAAUAUACCUUUGCUGUCUUCGACGGUAGAAAAUUUAACUACGGUCGGCAAUUUGACUGCAGCUCCAACAAAACUGGGAUUUUCAAGUUACAGGUCCAUAAACACAACUGAAAAUAUUCAAGAAGAUAAGAAAAUAGAAAUAAAUCCUGGAUUGGAAAAUGAUGAGGAAAUGGAUACAGGUGAACAAAUUACCGCAACCGAAAUAGAAGCCAGUGUUAGUAAAUCCGCGCAUUCCAAUCGCCCAGAUGUUAUUAUUACUCCAAAUAAAAUUCAAAAAACAGACGAAAUGGUUGGCCCCACAACGAUUCUCUCACCCACAUCAACUUCACGGACUGUUAUUGUGCGUGCGAUCUCAAUAAUCAAGAAACCGGAAAAUGAAAAGAGCAACACCCAUUUCACAUUGCCAGACGAUUUCAAGCGUACAAAUAUAUCUGCAAAUACUUUUCCACCUCGUGGAAUACAUUUCUGCAAACAAAUUUCUUCAGUUACACCCUCUUGGAAUAUUUUACUUGGACGAUGGAAAUUAACGCUGGAUCUUUUUGGGAGGGUUUUUAUGGAUGACGUAGGAAUGGAAUAUGGAUCAUUGCUACCUGAAUUACGUGGAUUUCCAGUCAAAGAGAUGCGUUUUCGAAGGCAUAUGGAAAAACUACGGAACGGCCAACAGCGCGAUCUUAUAUUAUGCAAACUUGAGCGCAACCGGGAGAGUUUAAUCAUUCAAACAUUUAAGGAGUUAAAUGCCCAGUUCGGAAGCCAAACAAGACGAACACAAACCCCUUUGACCUUUAACCGUGUAAAAGUAACUUUUAAGGACGAGCCUGGCGAAGGAUCUGGCGUGGCGCGCAGUUUUUAUACAUCAAUUGCUGAAGCACUAUUAGCAACUGCUAAAAUGCCUAAUUUGGAAUCUACUCAUAUUGGUGUAAACAGUAAAUACGGAGCUCCGUUUUCGAGUAUUUUGCGAAAUCGGGGAACGUCUAAUCGAGAACCACCCACACUACAAAGACGCGCUACGGGAAACAAAAUUUUUUGGCGAACCUCGCGUGAGAGAAAACUACUAAAUCAUGAUGCCAGACCAUAUCUACCAACUACAACCAUUACAGAUAGCUCGCAGGAUAACUCGAAUGACCAUUUAUCAGUGCAUUUACAGCAGCUUGGAGAAAGGCUAUUCCCAAAGAUAUAUUCUAUUAAUCCUACAAACGCGUCUAAAAUAACUGGCAUGCUGCUUGAAAUCCCGACCCCACAAUUACUAUCUAUUUUGUCCUCUGAAGAUACUUUGCGGCAAAAAAUUAACGAAGCACUCGACAUAAUAGCUUAUAAACAAAAAUCAGAUGCAAAUAAUGCGUCAACCCAAACCCAGAAGAAAAUGAUACCUGUUGUGUUACUGGAGCAGUGUCAAAUUGAAGACAGUGAUCCACUAUUUUAUUCUCCAGGCAAACGUGGUUUUUACACUCCAAGGCAAGGAUAUGGUUCCUUUGAACGAAUAAAUGCAUUCAAAAACAUUGGAAGCCACUGUAACCGCCUAAUAGCAUAAUUGUUUGUUCAUAAUUGUGUAUGGACAUUUUGCCCUGGCAGAGCGCAGAUUUAGAAGAAAGCGUUUAAUAUCAGCAGCUAUUUUAGGCAUAUUCGAGACAUACCAGUAACCUUUCGCACCGGUACAAUCGUGUUAAAAAUAAAAUUUGUUUUGCCGGGCGGGAAAAUAUUUAUUGGUCUAACAAUCAGCUGUGCAAAACUUGAUUUGGAUUUCAGUACAAAUGCAUGAUGACUGACUUAUUGAGUGUGGUUUUCGUAUGUAAGGAGAGGACUUUACUCCUGAAUUAACUACCCAUCCCAAGGUAGCACUUGUUGGCAAGAGUGAUUCUGCUGACAUUGUUAUCGGCGUUAAUGGUUCCCAAGUAAAAAAAAUUCUCUACUCUCUCGAAAUUAUAUCUGUCAACAGUGACGUGAGUGCUAAGGCGCGAAUGCGUUGACUGUUUGUUUUAUGACAGGAGAUACUUCGUCUUGUCCUCGUUGACCACCAGACUCAAUCGCUUUGCUUUCUUAUCCAACUUGGAAAGGGCAGAACAGACUUCGCGGUUCUUAUUACCGCCAGAAAUGGCACGCUCUUGUAAAGUUGUUCCUGAGCGGUUCAGUUCUGCAGUGUUAUUUUCCAGCAUCAGAUGAAAGAAAUCACGUCAUUUUACACAGCCGUAUCAGUUUCGCAAGGAUGCCAAGUUCAGACAUCGGGGCAUAUAUGCAACACCUUUUAGGGCAUGAUUACGAUAACCGGGCGACAAAUUUUGACCCGGGGCGUCGAUAGAGAUUUUUGUAACCAGUAUAACGGUAUAAUUUUUUGAUGGCAAACGAAAACUACUGGAGUUACCGAAGAUCAAAUUCAGAUUUUGUUUUAAAUCCUUAUAUCGCACGUCUAAUAAUAAAGAAAUGUAAUUCAAAAUUUACGUUUUUGGAGAUUUCAUCAUACAAUUAAUAUGCUUGAAUAUGUUCAGCCUAACAGAAGACUAAAGUCCUACGGACCUCAAGAACUUUGAAAAAUCUUAUCUACAACAAUAUUUUGCCCAUGACGUUUUUAUUUUUGAAAAAUGUGAUAACUGUUAUUUUGGUUCCCUGGACUAAACCUCCCAAAAUAGCGAAGAUAUGUCUCUUUCCAUCUGCCUUUUGGUAUACCAACUCAAUAACUCAGUGAGUGGGGAGACCAGUAUGUCUGCAUGCAUUCAUAAAAAAAUAUUUAUUGGCCCAAAAAGUAGUGGGUAGGCACUGUGGCUAGUGGUAACCAACUAUU